Messenger RNA from Myiozetetes cayanensis, 3560 nucleotides. It is a transcript of the gene FSIP1, whose product is annotated as fibrous sheath interacting protein 1. Bases 272 to 2002 code for a protein of 576 amino acids. The record is from RefSeq and is a predicted model, not a curated record. The transcript has 13 exons. NCBI's taxonomy places the organism in Eukaryota, Metazoa, Chordata, Aves, Passeriformes, Tyrannidae.
UCCACGGGUGCUGUGCGCCCCGCCGCUGGCAGAGGCCUCGUGUAGGCCAGAACUCCUCAGGGAAUCGGGAGGCUCCCGGCUGGCCGCGGUGGGAAGCGGGGCGGCAGCUUCAUCGUCCGUGGAGGCACGUGGUGAUUGGUGUGAAGAGGCGUUUGCGGGGGAUGAGCCCGGGGUGCACGAGGUACUAGUGGACAUCGCAAGUGGGAAUGCGGAUGACAUUUCAAGGCCUGCAUCUGGCUCAAAACACAAUUGUAGAUCUUUAAAUACAUCUAUGGAGUUACUAACACCAGAGCCACAUUUGCAAAAGGUUGAUUUGCUUCUCAGUGUGGCUGAUGGUUAUCAGAGAGGCAGUCUAGAAGAUUGCUGUCCAGCAGAAAACAAAAGAGAGAAAUCUGAUGUCGAGGAAGUAAGAACAGAUCAGCAAACCACAAUGGAGAGUAUGACCUUCUCUCUUCAGAAAUGUAUACAGAAUCCCAGCGAGUUGUCAGGAUGUAGCUCUAAUUCAGAUUGUGGAGACAAUGAAACACAGACUCUGAAAUUCUGUGAACCUUCCCAAGGAAAACCAAGUAAUGCAAAAUCAGCAAACUUGAAGUGUUCUGAAGACACAGAUGUAGAUCCUCAGAUUCAAGCAGCUAUAAAGAAAAUGAAUAAACUUGACACAAUACUUGAAAAACAACAUCUUAAGGAGAAAGGAAUUAAAAAACAAGGCAAAGAAAUGAGGGCAGUGCUCUGGGAAGAACUUCAGUCUAUCAGAACCACAGGAGGCCAUGAGGAGAUAGAAAAUACAAACAUUUUUUUAGCUUUGUUCUCAUCAUGGCAGGAUACAGCUGAUCCCUCCCAUACUAAAGAAAAUGAAAUAUGUACUUCAGUAAUUCACACACAAGUGAAUCCAGAAGAUUGUGAUUGUCAUAAAGCCCAAAAAAGCAAGGAUUAUCCAAGUGAAUUAGAAACAGAAUUAGAAAAAACAGUGGAGAAAACACAUAGCAAAAAUAAAAGCAACCAGGAUUUCAUUAAAAAGAACAUUGAGCUAGCAAAGGAUUCAGGAAACCAGUUUGUUAUGCUUGAAGGAGAAAGGAAAAGGCUAACUGAACUGUUGAAAGAUACAGAAGAUGGAAUUGAAUUGCAAGGUCUUGAGGAGGAUGUAUCUGUCUGGCUAGCCCCAGGAGAAGGGUACACACCUGAACCGACAGAAUUUCAUCUCCUAAAUGAAAUAGACAUUAAGCUUCAAGCACUACUAUCUGAUGGGGAUUUUUCUGCAAUUUCCAGCUCUUACUCAAAAGCUCCAAGCCAGAUUUAUCAGGAGUCUCUGGUUUAUGCCAACAGAAGCCUAGAAACAGUUCCAGGUGAAAAGGUUCUCCGGGACAAUAAGGAAAAACGUGAUCAACAGAAUCGUCUGAAAGAAAUAGAUCACCAACUGGAAUCCCUAGAGAGAAAUCUUACUGAAGAACAAAUGAGCCUCUCUGAAGAGCAGCUUAAGACCCUUCUGGAAGAAUGUAUGCAGCCUCAGAGAACAAUAAGUAACGUUACCAUGCCAAAGUCUCAGGAAUCUCUUUCUUUUGGAUUAAGUCCCCCUUGUUACACAAGUCAAGACUCCACUCUUCACUCCACAUCUACUCUUUCCAAAAUGUUAGUUGAAGACCAUAUUGUAGGGAUGUUAAUGGCUCAGGAAAAGGCUGGACUCGAAGACAAAAGCUUAUGUGCAGAGAGUGAAAUCCCUGGCUACUAUAUCAGCAAAGCAUUGGCUGGUAGUCACUUAUCAAAGGAUUCACUGGCCCAAACAGAGGAACCUGAUGACCUAGAAGGUUUACAGAAGAUGGAAGAUAAGAGUAUUACUGAAGGUUACUUUAUGUCAAGAGCACUCAACACAAAAAGAUUGAAGAAACCUUCUUUCCUGGGUGAACCAUUAUAUUGCAUCAGCAUGAACAAUGAGCCAUGCACAGAGGCUGACAUUCUCAGCAUACCACUGCAAACCAAAGGAGGUGAUAUGAACAUUGAAAUUUGAGGGGAGAGUGACUGUAUGCUUCUUUGCCCAACUGUUUUUCUGCGAGUGUGGUGUGGUUAAACCUCCAUCAGUGAUAUUAUUCUGAUUCAGUAUAAUUUCAAGCAACCUGAAGGGUAUGAAUUAUCAUCAUUGAAAAUGUUCCAUGAGUUGACUUAUUCUUAAGAGAUAAUUAUUAUUGUCAUUAUUAUAUAGUGUUGCAGUUUGAUUUCAAAAUAAACUCUUGCAUUUCAUUAAAUUAAAUACCUAAGAAAUAAAUGUAUGCACACAUUUGUGUAGCUGUGUGUCUGAUAGAUAUGCAUGUCUUUGUUUGUGAAAAAUGUAAAAUAAAACUUGGAAAGUUCAGUCUCUACUGACAGGGCUUUAUUGGAGCAGAUGUGAAAUGUAUGUAAUAAUUUUAUUUUUCUUCACACACACAGUCUAGAUUUUUCAUACAUUUAGCUAAAACCUGGCCUCUCGUUACCCCACUGCAGUUUGCUGGAGCUUGAAGCCUGUCUGAACCAGAGCCCUGAUGUGAAGGAUCCAGCUAUGUACUUGUUUUUUUGCCCUGGGGCUGUCUGUUGGCUGGACAGCUGGUUUGGUUGAAGGUUCGACUUGCACAAGUCCUCUGCUGAGUUAGAACAUCAGCACUUGUCUGCUCAGGUCUGCCUGAAUCUUGCCUGCAUAGAGUGUGACCACACAGCAAACGGUGGUAUCCUCUAGUUAAGAAAUGUAACUAAAUGAGGAGAAAUCACAGUCCCUGGCUUGGUGUGAGUGAAAGGCUUGGUGUGAGUGAAAGUGAAGGAGUUCAGAAGUUACUUGAUUGUGAAAUGUUAUAGUAAUGGCUACCUGAGGAGAGGGUAACACAGCUGGCUUGUGUUUGGGACAAUAGUAACAAUUCAUUACAGGUGUUUGAUUGUCUAGUCUUUAACUACUGUUUUUCCUGAUUUUCUCCUUAUUUACUCAGCUGAUGGUCAGUUUUUAAUUUCAUGCACUGCAGUGUCAGAAAAAAGAAGACAUUAUUAAAAAAUGUGGUUCUUCUUAAAAAGUUCUUUUGUUAAGGCGGAGAGAUAUUCUAGCAAAAAGGAUUCAAUAGAUUUUUCCCAUUGACAAACUAUCCUGUGAUUUGACCUAAAAGGACAAAUCUAGCCAUUUAACAGUCACCAAGAAAAGAUGUAUAGAUACAACUCUACAACGGCUGUUACCACAUAGGGCUUACUUGAUCUAAUCUGAAUGUUUAAAUUAAUGCACAUAUUGGCCCAGAUUUUAAUCUAAUUUACAGAGUUGCCAUUAGGAGUGGAUUCACUCCUGGGGAAGUGGUAAUUGUGUGGAUAUAACAGAGAUCAGAAUCUAACCUACUUGCUUUUCUUUAAAAUCAGGAUGGGACAUUAUGUUUGUCACAGGCAAGUGCUAUUUCUUCCUUUAUUUUCUGAUAUUUUUACUUACUCUGCAACAGCAAUAACAAACCUGUGGAUACUGGGUGUUCUGCAUAGAAUUCCUGUAAGCACGUUUCAUGGAGCUUUGUAAAUCUCACCUAGAUGUAUUUCUCAUCUUCCUUAAAGAUAUUAAGCCUGUGUCAUAA